Thelazia callipaeda (thelaziosis nematode) is the source of this 438-nucleotide messenger RNA. The record is from the annotation of a GenBank genome assembly. Lineage: Eukaryota; Metazoa; Nematoda; Chromadorea; Rhabditida; Thelaziidae.
AUGCUUAUUUUCAGAAGUCAGAAACCCUAUUAUUUGGGGUCGAUAAAAACGUAUACAUAUAGGCCACAUGGAGUUAAUGCUAACUGCGCCGAAAAAAAACAACGAAAACGUCUAUUUUCAUUUAUUUUGUACAGUUAUUCAAUUCAAUUCAUUACUUUACCCAUGGAACGAAACAAAAAUCAUCUAAUUAUUACCUACAAAGAUAGGUUGUUGUUUAUGUCAAGAUUUCGCGGUAAAAUUAAAAGUAUUCCAGUUCACGUGUCAAUUAUUUUGUUUUGCAUGUGUGUGGGUUGUACAUAUUCGAUACAGCCAUCUCUUCUUGAAGAAAUAAUUCGUAAAAUGGUUGCUUUCACUUACGGGUCACCAUUCUCGCAAUUGAACCAUACCGUCGUGCAACAAUCUCUUUUUUUUCCAGAUAAACUUGGAUCAGAAAGUUAG